This is a messenger RNA of Acanthochromis polyacanthus (spiny chromis), 1907 nucleotides long. RefSeq names its product histone-arginine methyltransferase CARM1-like. Gene Ontology annotation, biological process: peptidyl-arginine methylation. The record is from RefSeq and is a predicted model, not a curated record. Gene Ontology annotation, molecular function: protein-arginine N-methyltransferase activity. Bases 120 to 1646 code for a protein of 508 amino acids. NCBI's taxonomy places the organism in Eukaryota, Metazoa, Chordata, Actinopteri, Pomacentridae. The transcript is spliced from 16 exons.
AUACAUAUCUGUGUCGCUGAGCAUUGUUUGGUUGAGGACUACUGACCAGUUUCCUUCCCUGAACUGCUCAUCUGGAGGCACCUGGACCCGGCCCUGGAAGCUUCCUUCCACACUGAAGAAUGGAGGAGAGCAGUGAGGAGUCACUGGCUUUCUCCGUCAGGGUCUUCACUCUGCAGGAGGAGGCGAGAUCGGAGGAGGCCCACAUGGAGACACACGCGGAGGAGGAGCAGAUUCAGAUGGAGGUGAUCAGAGAGCAGCAUGUCCAUGUGUUCAGACAGAAAGCCGAACAGGAACUCACUGUGCUCCUCACCAACGGACUGGAGGCUCAGCAGCUCACUGUGCAGGACGCCAACAGAGUAUCAGUUUUCCAGUUUACUGUUUGUAAGGAGAUGGAUUGCUGUCAGGUCGGAGGUCAGUCCUUCCUGCUUACCAUCGGCAAGCUGAGCCUUCUGCUGCAAUUCAAAACUGCAACUGAUAUGAAGAACUUCCAGAGGUUACUGAAGAGAGGAGGUGUUGAAGACAGUAAGAUAAGUAGCAGAGAAGGAGACAAGAGAGGAAAUGAGGAUGCAGAUGGAGUUCAAACAGCUUCUAGGAGACACCCCACAAUGUUUGAAACAAGGACUGAAAAUGCCCCGACACAGUGCUACCAGUUCCACAGCUGUCUGAGCCUGCAGCAGAGUCUACUUCAGGACUACCUGAGGACCGCCACCUAUCAGAAAGCCAUUUUAGCCAAUGAUGCUGACUUCAGGGACAAGGUGGUUCUGGAUGUGUGCUGUGGUUCUGGUAUUCUGUCUUUCUUCGCAGCCCAGGCAGGAGCUUCCAAAGUGUAUGCAGUCGAUUCCAGCCCAAUGGCCAAGUACACGAAGAUCCUGGUCCAGAGCAACCAUCUCUCUGAGCGGAUCAUGGUCCUGGAGGGGGAGGUUCGUCAGGUCAACUGUCCUGACAUGGUGGACGUCAUCGUCUCGGAGCCGAUGGGCUACAUGUUGCUCAAUGAGAGGCUCAUGAGGAACUUCCUGUAUGCCAGGAAAUGGCUCAAACCCAAUGGUCUGAUGUUUCCCUCCUAUGGUGAUAUCCAUCUGGCUCCCUUCACUGACGAGCAGCUCUACUUUGAACACUACGCUCAAGCCAGUUUCUGGCAGCAGAGAAGCUUCUACGGUGUGAGCCUCAGUGCUCUUCACAGCGCUGCAGUAGAUGAGUUUUUCAGGCAGCCGAUAGUGGACACAUUUGAUGUGCACAUCCUGAUGGCCAGGUCUGUGAAACAUUGCAUCAACUUCAUGGAGGUUAAAGAAGAGGAUUUACACAGAGUGGAGAUUCCCUUUGUGUUUACUCUGCUCCAGUCUGGUCUGGUCCAUGGAUUCGCCUUCUGGUUUGAUGUGGCUUAUCGGGGGUCCAAAUCCACAGUGUGGUUCUCCACAGCUCCCACUGAGCCUCUAACCCGCUGGGCUCAGAUCAGGUGUUUGCUUCAGACGCCUCUGUUCGCUAAGUUGGGACAAACUCUUUCUGGGACAGUGCUGCUGGCUGCUAACAACAGACAGAGCUACGACAUCCACAUUACGGCCACAGUCGACCAGUCGGGCUUCAGAUCUGGAAACGUCCUGGACCUCAAGAACCCUUUUUUCAGGAUUCCAUCUUGGUGCCAAAACUAGAGACUUGAGAGCUGCAGGUCCAGAGCAGGAGGCCUUUCACCUCCAGGAUGCAGAGAACAACAUCAGGAAUCACCCGAUGUCAAAUCUCCACACAGCUGAGCUCUGACUCUUGUUCUUAUAAACAUUUUGUCAACAAACUUCAACGCUGAAUGUAAAGUCAAGAAAAAAAGGAGGAGUUGUUUUUCUUAGACUUUUUAAAGGUGAUAUAUUCGUCCACAGACUGUGAUAAAAACUUGCAUUUCACAUUCAAGCACCAGCAUU